GGCCGCCCGCGGGGGAGGCCGCGGCGCGAACAUGGCGGCCGAGAUCCACUCCAGGCCGCAGAGCAGCCGCCCGGUGCUGCUGAGCAAGAUCGAGGGCCACCAGGACGCCGUCACGGCCGCGCUGCUCAUCCCCAAGGAGGACGGCGUGAUCACCGCUAGCGAGGACAGAACCAUCCGAGUGUGGCUGAAAAGAGCCAGUGGCCAGUACUGGCCCAGCAUCUACCACACGAUGGCCUCUCCCUGCUCUACUAUGGCUUAUCACCACGACAGCAGACGGAUAUUUGUGGGCCAGGAUAAUGGGGCUAUAAUGGAAUUUCACGUUUCUGAAGAUUUUAAUAAAAUGAAUUUUAUCAAGACCUAUCCAGCCCACCAGAACCGAGUGUCCGCCAUCAUCUUCAGCUUGGCCGCUGAGUGGGUGAUCAGCACAGGCCAUGACAAGUGUGUGAGCUGGAUGUGCACGCGCAGUGGGAACAUGCUCGGCCGUCACUUCUUCGCAUCCUGGGCUUCCUGCUUGCAGUAUGAUCUGGAUACCCAACAUGCCUUCGUUGGCGAUUACUCGGGACAGAUUACCCUGCUGAAGCUGGAGCAGAAUGCCUGUUCGGUGAUCACAACCCUCAAGGGACAUGAAGGUAGUAUUGCCUGCCUUUGGUGGGACCCCAUUCAGCGGUUACUCUUCUCAGGAGCAUCUGACAACAGCAUCAUCAUGUGGGACAUCGGGGGACGGAAAGGCCGAACACUUCUCCUUCAGGGCCACCACGACAGGGUGCAGUCGCUGUGCUACCUGCAGCUCACAAGGCAGCUUGUCUCCUGCUCCUCGGAUGGCGGGAUUGCAGUGUGGAACAUGGACGUUAGCAGAGAAGAGGCUCCCCAGUGGUUGGAAAGUGACUCCUGUCAGAAGUGUGAGCAGCCCUUCUUCUGGAAUAUAAAGCAGAUGUGGGACACGAAGACACUGGGGUUGAGACAGCAUCACUGCAGGAAGUGCGGGAAGGCCGUAUGCGGAAAGUGCAGCAGCAAGCGCUCCAGCUACCCAGUCAUGGGCUUCGAGUUCCAGGUCCGGGUCUGUGAUUCCUGUUACGACUCCAUCAAAGAUGAAGAUCGGACUUCUCUAGCAACGUUUCAUGAAGGAAAACACAACAUUUCCCAUAUGUCCAUGGACAUUGCAAGGGGACUAAUGGUGACCUGUGGGACAGAUCGUGUGGUAAAGAUAUGGGAUAUGACUCCUGUGGUUGGCUGCAGCCUGGCAACUGGAUUCUCUCCACACUGAUGCUGAAGCUGAGUGAUGUCUGCUCCACCUUGCACACGCACAGUGACCUUCACGAAACAAAACCCUUCAUGUAGCUCUACAGCCACUGUCAUGUAAAUGGACAGUAACCACCUAAAAAAAAACAAAUCAAUAUUUUUAAAAAGAAAAAAAUAUAUAUUUAAGUGUGUUUUGGGGUAUUUGUGGAAAUUAUCUGUGGGGAAUAACACCUGAAGGGUCUGUCCUUAGUGGUCCCCUAAGGAAUAGAAUUUCCUCAGCACAACUGCCUCAUGAACAUCGCACCAGUGGGUGGGGAAGUAAUCCAGCAAAUGAAGGUUUUAGGGAGAAAAAUUUUAACAAAAAGAUUAAUGCUUACUUAAAUGUAAACCUGUGAGCACACAUGGAGUCUCCUGUGAGGGUCCUUGGAAGCCCCUGAGGGCAGUCUGCUGUCCAAGCAGAAGUUGGAGGAAGGGCUUUCUGUCUUUCUCCAGGGGAGCUGGUAGGAUGUAAGAGACUCCAGCCUCCUCCCUCCAGGCUGGCCGUAUGUGAGUGAGUGUUCUCCACAGUGAGUUGCUGAAGAACCUCUUGAAGGUCCCUGUCCCGUCAGGUCGAGCCAUGAUCUGCGCUUGGCUUUGACUCGCUGCAGUUGUCUCUCGUGUGUGUGUCUUUACAGUUGACACACAAGACAGCCCACAUUGUCCCUCUCUCCCACACCUGCUCUGUGGACAAAGCUUUUUGAUGGUGCUGUUGUACAAGCCUCCUGACAUUUUUUUUCUUUUCUUUAAAGCUAGUCAUGACCUAUGGCAAACCCAGGUCCCCCAGCAUGGUGGUGAUGGAUGCCAUCAGCCUGGUCCAUGGAAAAACCCAAUCCUACUAACAUACAUUUGUGGUCCCAAGAUGAGCCCCGUGAUACGGUAGCAACUUAUGCCCCUCAGAAAAAGUACUCUGAAGCUUUUAUAGUAUGAUGUACUUGUGAGUAGUAGUUGUUCAUGUUUCAUAGGAAGAAGUUGGUGGCCCAUUGCCAGAAUUAUCAGUUGGGUCUUGUACAGUAAUCCCUAACUGGUAAACCACUUUUCAUGUUUGGAAAAGCUGUUGUAUGAAACGCAUAUUCAAGGUUUUUGACCAGAUAACCGGGAUGAGGAGCAUAAGUGGGAUGGAAGCCUGCAGUGAGUGUUCAGAUGUUUAUGUAUGUUGUGUUAAUGGUGGCACAUGAACUAUUCCAGUAGAACUGCGGGAGACAGCGGAAAAGGGCUUACUGCUUUAAAGGCCAAAUAGUGAAUGGCCACAGUACCUACGUGACUCUCGCUACUGUCACUGCUGCUUGUGUUGGGUUACAUCAAGAUCAGGGCCAUUUGGCCAGGUAGGGCUAAGGGACUAAGUAUGCUUUAUUAACGUGGCUUACAGGAAGGGAAUAGUUUCUGAGAGGCAAUAAAGCUAUGAUAUCCCAAUGGUUGUGACAGAAAUAAUGAGGGAAGGAAAGGCAGCCAGGCAUACUGGGUUCUAGCUUUGCUCUGAUGGCUCUUGUCUUCAGAAGGAGGACCAAAGGGUUUGUGUUGCCCCUUUUAGCUUUUAUGUUUUGUCACCUUAACUGGUGAUCCUUCACCAGAUUCUGCUUACACUCCGGAAGAUGUGUAUUGCCAGUGUGCUUUGCACAGAAGACUGAGCGAUGCUCUGGAACCGCCGUGUCGAAUGUUCUCCUCGGGCUGUCCAGUCCGUGGUUCUGCCCUUGCAAAGGGAUACAGGCCUGAUGGAGUCCUGCCCUGUGGAAUAGUGCUGAGCCCUGUGUGUUUUUGUUCUAAAGACGUCUGUAAAAUGUGAUUUUUGGACAUCUGUGGUAGAUUAAACUGAAUACUCUAUUUUUCAAGCUUUUUUUAAAUUUUUUUUAUUUUGAAAGCCUCUUGUUAUAAAACCCCAUGUGGCAUAGAGAGCAUGAGGUUGGUUUGAGCUUUCUAAGGGGCUAAUAGAAGUUAAGGAAGAAAUUUGUAUUUAAGGACGAAUUAGGGCAAGGGACCUUAGGAAGGAGUGCAGACUAUUUGACAGUACAAUUCGCUCCGCAGUUGGGCCUGUGAUCACGUCUUUCAAAAACAGUCAUGCCAGUCUCUUCCUGUGUGUUACAUGUCAGGUAGCAAAUGGGGUCAUUUUUUUUUUAUAGAGGGUGAAAAUUAUAUUCUCAAGUUUACUGACUGGGCACAUGAGGAAGGGUCAGUAAGGCUCACGCUUUUUGUCUUAUUUGGACUUUGUUACAAAAUGAGUCACUUAAUAUAGUUCCUCAAGGAACGGCUACCAUCUUUCCCAUCCCAGAAUUCUCAAGCUAAUGUGUACAGACAAGGAUCAAGAAGUGCGGGAAGUUAGAGGAGAGUCUUGUACUUAGAUCUAGUAUGUAACGAAGUGAUGCCAAGUCUUUAUUCUCAUCGCGGUCUUCCGUGGUCCUGUAUUAGCUGGCCCCAGUGAUAGCAGUAGGCCUGUACAUGGUAGAGUCCACUUAGUAGUCAGUAGGUCGUAACAGUUUACUCUUAACGUGCUGCCUAGAAGACGUCACAAGCACUAGCUCUAGAGCCCCUCACUUCGUUCUCCCUCACCGUGAUUCAGUUUGUUAGCAUCUGUAUUUAUUCAACUGUCAGAACUGAUCCAGAUAUACAGUAAAUAGGAGAGCAGCUCAGACCUAAGAAGAUAUUUUUGAAAAUCAUUGUUUCAUUAAAGUACUAUUGAUAUCUCCUAGAUGAUAAGAAUCCAGUUACUAUUAAUGAAAACAAUCUGCUCAUUAUAAAUGGGAGGCUUAACAAAUACGUAAUACAUGCUAAUUUCUAAAAGUAGCUGAUGUUUAAUUGUUAAUUGUGAGCGGAUUAUUGAAUGUCUCGUCUAUUUUCUGCAGUUUACUAUACAAUAACUCUUUGAGUAAGCUAAACUUUAAUUGUGCAGCAAAUUUCUAUUGACGAACAAUUUGAAGUGUUUUAUUCUGUAGCCUUUUUUGACUUGGGAAGCAAAAGGUGACAUUAAGUAAUUCAACUUGUUCUUGUACAGCUGUGUUUCCAUAUAAUACUGUGCUCUGUGUAUCCCAGAAAGGCUGGAAAUUCUGUUCUUUUUAUUUGUGGGUUUGUUUUUGUGGGGCUUUUUUGUUAUUUUUUUUCUUUUUUUGGAGAAUAUGCAUAUAAUAAAAUCUCCCUUGCUUGUUA
Messenger RNA from Arvicola amphibius (Eurasian water vole), 4413 nucleotides. It is a transcript of the gene Wdfy1, whose product is annotated as WD repeat and FYVE domain containing 1. The record is from RefSeq and is a predicted model, not a curated record. Lineage: Eukaryota; Metazoa; Chordata; Mammalia; Rodentia; Cricetidae. Gene Ontology annotation, molecular function: protein binding; metal ion binding. The transcript has 12 exons. Bases 32 to 1264 code for a protein of 410 amino acids.